Messenger RNA from Prinia subflava (tawny-flanked prinia), 2196 nucleotides. Its product is annotated as granzyme A-like. Gene Ontology annotation, biological process: proteolysis. The record is from RefSeq and is a predicted model, not a curated record. NCBI's taxonomy places the organism in Eukaryota, Metazoa, Chordata, Aves, Passeriformes, Cisticolidae. The transcript has 5 exons. Gene Ontology annotation, molecular function: serine-type endopeptidase activity. Bases 930 to 1709 code for a protein of 259 amino acids.
AGAAACUGUGUCUUUACAAGGCUCUAGAUAAGAUUUAUUCACAGAAUCAUAGAAUAUGCUGAGUUGGAAGAAACCCCACAAGGACUGUAGAAAUCCAGCUCCUGGCUCUGCACAGGACACCCCAAGAAUCAUACCAUGUGAGCAUUGUCUGAACACAUCUUGAGCUCUGUCAGGCUGGUGCUGGGAAGCCUGUUCCAGUACCCUGAGUUUUCAGGACUCAAUUCAGUUGCCUAAAACUCAGCAUUCAGUUAAAUUUGAGAUACUCUUCCAGCCACGGACACAGGGCUGGCAAAUCUGACACAGCAUCUUCAGAAGACUGAUGGCCUUGUGCACCACACCUAAAACACCUGAAGACAUUUUAAAUGCCAUGAUACCCCUAGCUAUAGGCCAUGAAACCACACUCAAUGCUGUAUGAAUGCUCAGCCAGUGCUAAGCUCAUGAGGUAGGCUCAGAUCCUGAAAUGAGAAAACAUCAGAUUCCUUGGCCCUGAGGGUCUCCUGAGCAGAACAGAUAUUACAUUAAUGGGGAAUGGACUGGAACUCAUGUCUGACCUGGAAGCCACUUAAGGUGUCUGGAAUGAAACUAUACAACUUCAUGUGGACAACUGAAUCUGCCCAAAUUUAUGUGAGCUGAGUCCCACUGUGUUCCACCUCUAUAUUCAUACAUCAGUGCUCUGCAAAAGCCACAGAGAGAACACGUAGUGGGGCAGAGCCUGCCUUCACGCCACAGCAGAUGACGCAAAUUCUCACUAACGCUUCUGCUGUAAGGCACAUCACUGAGGAGGGCUUCUGUCUUUGUCGUGGUUACAAAGUCAAACACCCUUAAGAGGAAUAACCAAACCCACAUCCUCUUCAUUUAUGCAUAUAUAGAGAUAGAUAGGAAGAUAGAGGUAUAUUAAACAGUGAAUAAGGAGGAACAUCAGACAAAUCAUGGGUGCUUUCCUCCAUCAGUACACCUUUCUUGCUGCCAUUCUCCUGGUAAUUCAUGGAGGUUUGUGUGCGGAUAUCAUUGGAGGACAUGAAGUACAACGACACUCUAGACCAUUCAUGGCACAAAUCAAAGGUCGAAGAGGAGGUGUUACUUGUGGAGGAGCUUUAAUCAAGGAAAACUGGGUGUUAACAGCUGCACAUUGUAAAGAGAAAAGAGGCAAAGUUGUUCUUGGAGCCCAUUCGCUGCAAAACCGUGAAAAAGACCAGCAGACUUUUCGGAUCAAAAAUUGGAUUCCUCAUCCACACUAUGACCGCAUCACCAAGGAAAAUGACAUUAUGCUGCUGGAGCUUCGGGGAAGAGCAAAACUUAAUAAAGCUGUGAAACCAAUUCCCCUGCCUACCUCAGAGGAUGAUCCCAAACCAGGAACAGUUUGCACAGUAGCAGGAUGGGGUACAACUACCAAUCCUCCGUACACAUUGCCUAAAGCCCUGAUGGAAGUCAACAUCACUGUCAUCAGAAGGGAAAUCUGCAAUAAUAAAAAUCAUUAUAAUGGCAAACCUGUCAUAACAGAGAACAUGAUAUGUGCAGGGGCUAAGAAUGGAGGAAAGGACUCUUGUAAUGGGGACUCCGGUGGACCUUUAAUAUGCAAUAAUGAGAUGAAAGGCAUCACUUCAUUUGGGAAGCCAAAGAGGUGUGGCGAGGCUAAUAGCCCUGGUGUCUACACUCGACUCACAAAGCAGAAACUUAAGUGGAUAAGGAAAACCAUAGGGGGGGCCUGACAGAUUGGGUUUGGGCCACGUGAUUUGUGUAAAUGAAACAGGUUUUUAAAAGCAGCUUCAUUAGUCUGGUGAAAGAGCUAUUCUCACACUGAAUUUUGGCAGCUUGGUGCAGUUCUGCUACAACAGCAUUUAUAGCUUAUACUGUCAGCCAUGGAGUCAUCGUGGGUAUUUGGGGCUGAGGAUUCCAACAUCCCAGUAGUGCCUGUUCACACUGAGCUCUACAUGGAUUGAUAUUUCAGAACAAGAAAUCUGUUUGGGUCCUCACUGCAUUUAGAGUAGAUACAGCACUCUUCUGUGCCUGGACUUCCACAAAUACCCUGAAAGUUAGUGGCGUGCUAGAUAAAAGUAAAGACACCCAAAAAACUUUGUUUGUCUCAGGCAAAGCUCCUGGUUUUAUAGGUGUAGUGGACUUCUAAGCUUCAGAAAAUGUAUUUGCAGCAACUGUGGGACAUAAGUAUUCAUUUUCUAACUGUCUUGUACUUGAGAC